Boleophthalmus pectinirostris (great blue-spotted mudskipper) is the source of this 2807-nucleotide messenger RNA. RefSeq names its product RELT like 2 (gene rell2). The record is from RefSeq and is a predicted model, not a curated record. Gene Ontology annotation, biological process: positive regulation of p38MAPK cascade; positive regulation of cell-substrate adhesion. The transcript is spliced from 8 exons. The coding region runs from base 357 to 1064 and encodes 235 amino acids. NCBI's taxonomy places the organism in Eukaryota, Metazoa, Chordata, Actinopteri, Gobiiformes, Gobiidae.
UGUGUGUCUCCUCCCGUCCUCCACCGGGGGACACGCUCCUCUCUGCGGCUAUGGACCCGCGCAGCAGCCCGGGCCCCUCUCCCCUCCCCGGACACACCGCGGCCGACGCCUCGCUCUGUCUCCUGGAGGGAUUUACUGAAGCUGGAAGGACGCGGUUCGUCUGGAGCUGAGCGGAAUGUGUCGGUCGUGCCCUGCGUAAUCAGUUACCAAGAUGACAUAAUGGAAAUGCAGUCUUCCAGUGAUGUUCUAAAAUCAGAUGGAGUUCACAACGGGGUUUGAGGAGGCCUAGAAGAUGGUUUGAACCAGCUCCACACUCUGUCUUCAGGUCUGUGUCAGUUGAAGGUGCCGCAUACACCAUGAGCGAGCAGGAGGUGGCGCUGCGGGAGGAGAACCCGCCUCCCUACAUCAUCUUCGUGGUGGUCUUCCUGUUCUUCCUGACGGGGCUGGGCGGCUUCCUCGUCUGCCACCUGCUCAAAAAGAAGGGCUACAGCUGCCACAUGGAGGACGAGCUGGAGGACGAGGACCAGCUGGAGAACCAGGACGAUGACGACGACGAAAACCAGGACACGGUGGAGCAGAUCCUCAAAUGCAUUAUUGAAAAUGAAGCCAACAUGGAAGCCUUCAACGAGAUGCUUGGAAACCGCAAUGUGUGUGUGCGCCACGACCCCAGGCUGCGUAAGGAGUCGAUUGGCGGCGUGCCCCCCCACCUACACACGGUCCACUCGGGCGCUGACCUCCACAACACGUGCCACCUGUGUGCGCAGAGCCGGAGCAGGAGAGGCCAGCGCAGAGCCAGCCGCACGCCACGUCGGCCCGGGGAGCAGACCGUCUUCUCUGUGGGCAGAUUCCGGGUCACACACACAGGCAAGAAGAACCCGGACAUCAGCGGCAGGAUUCCGGACGUGCUGGUCGGCUCCGGGGACCAACUGGACCAAUCCCAGGACAGCGACGAUAGGAAGGACGCCGGCUACAACCUGCGAAACAUGUUCAAGGACGUCGUCCCCCCUUCAGAAAGCACCAACGACAUGUGGCUCCGAACACGGGGAAGAGGAGGAGAAGCCUGACGUUAUUCGGGUUGAGGCGUGGUAGCGACCCCACCGGCGUUAAGGUGGUCAGUACCGGCAGGGACGGGGUGAAAUUCAUCCCACAGCCAGUUGUGUUGGAGGAGCCGCAAAACGAGGAUGGCGAAAAUGGAAGCAAAGACAUUCAUUUCAAAAGUGUGGCGGAUCCGAUAGAAGUGAAAACAUCUGUUUCUGAUGCGUCUGCAAUCAAAACUCGAGCGUCAAAUGCCAUUGCUGUGGGAAGUUCAACGCAAGGAACUAAAAAUGUACCUGCAGCAUCAACACCUGCACCAAGCUCGCUUCAGAUGUCCCUCAAAUCUUCUCCAAAAUCGCCGGAAACUGUUGAGGAGACAAACCAACAUGUUCUUCUAAGCCCUGGACCCUUGCAAACCUCCACACCUUUAUCCCCUUUGCCCGAUCCUGGUGAAGUGCUCAGCCCGUUCGCAGCUGACUCAAAUUUUCCGAUAGAUCUUCCAAGCACCCAGACACCUCCUGAUCCCUGCACCAGUCCCGUUCUGGAGCAUGACUCGUUUGCUAGCCCAGCGCUGAUCAGCUUAGGUUCCUCACCGCAUUCGUAUUCAGUAAGAACUCCUACUUCGCCAAUAGCCGUUACGCCAAGUCCAAAAUUUAGCGCUAAAGAUACUUCGCAACCUGCUUCGAGUCCUAAACUGUCGUCAGAUCAACCUAGAGGAUCGGCAUUAAGGUCUUCGGACAAAAGUAUGUCAUCUUUGCAGAUCUCUUCUCCAAGUUUUAGCUUACAAGAGGAUAUAUCAGAACUUGGUCUCGGAAGUCAAACAAAGCCAGAAGGUUCCAUCACGCAGCAAUCGAUGGAGAAACCUGAAUUGCAGAACCUCGGAAUUGCGGAUGACGGUAGAAGUUCUCCACAGCUGUCUCCGUCCUCUCCUCUAGGGGGCAGAGUAAGCGGCGUGACCAUUGUUAAAGCUCGUCCGGACAGCAAGAGGGAAUUCUCUGUGGUCACUAUGGUGGAAGAUCAGGUGGUGGCUUCAGGUUCAGAGGUGGAACCUGGAGAUGACGGUGGAGCACAAGUGACUCUAAGAGAUGAGAAGGACGUUGAGGCAGUGGAAGAACCAAAGGACGUAGCAAAGGAUGAAACUUUGCAAGACUAAUGGAAAAUGUUACUCACACGAACAUUCAAUCAUGCAAUACAAUACUGGUUCCCCAAUUGUGGUACUUUGCGUAAAAUCUUCACUGUUGGUCUACAGGGUUCCCACGGUCAUGGAAAUCCUGGAAAAGUCGCGGAAACUGUGUAAAUUCAAUGAAAGUUUUGAAAAAGUCAUGAAAUUUUAGUAUCUCUUUCACGCAGCUACAGCGUUCUGUUAAAUUAUCAUUAGGCUGUUAUGGUUAUUUACGAACAUCUGCGCCUUUUGUUUAAAAGAAACGACAAUAAAUGCACUGACACGAUUUUGAAUAUUAAAAAACUAUAAACCAAACCAUUAGAUGAGUGGAAAGGGUUAACAUUUCAUAUUUCGCCCUAAAAGUCUGAUCAAUUUUAUACAUGUAGGUGCCGUAAAGUCAUGGAAAAUUCACUUUAGGUCAGUUUUGAAAAUCUGUCAGAGAAAAAGAGUGGGAACCCUGGGUCUAUCCAUUUAUCUCUCCGAAAUAUUUGAGAUAUUGUGGCUGACGUUCAAAUGUCGAAGGGACUGGGAACCACGGCAAUAAAAUUAAGAAUGUGACAGUUGUUUUUUUGUGCUCUGAACCAUUAAAGAGUUGGUAUUAUGCAAAAUA